Molecule: messenger RNA, 1853 nt
Organism: Oryza sativa Japonica Group (Japanese rice)
Lineage: Eukaryota; Viridiplantae; Streptophyta; Magnoliopsida; Poales; Poaceae
Product: DNA-directed RNA polymerase I subunit rpa49
Biological process (GO): transcription elongation by RNA polymerase I; DNA-templated transcription; RNA polymerase I preinitiation complex assembly
Cellular component (GO): RNA polymerase I complex
Molecular function (GO): DNA binding
Source: RefSeq, a predicted model, not a curated record
UAUCCAAUCCCCUUCCCCUCCGCUACAAGAACCUCAAGAACCCUAGACAAUUGGCGACCUCGAAAAGCCCUAGAGCCGUCUCCAAUGGCGGACCACCAGCCCGCCGCCUCCUCCCCCAAGAGGAAGAAGAAGCACUCCAAGAAGCCGGAGGACAGCAAUGCCACCGUCGACGACUCCCUCGCCGCCGCCGCCUCCCCCUCCCCCAAGAAGAAGGAGAAGCACUCCAAGAAGAAGCGGGAAGCCAUCGAUGCCACCAUGGCCGCUGCCUCCCCCAAGAAGAAGGAGAAGAAGCACUCCAAGAAGCAGGAAGACACCAAUGUCCCCGAGAAGAAGCGGGAAGUCGUCCAUGUCACCGUGGACGCCUCCCUCACCGGCGCCGCCGCCGCGGGCGCAGCCCCCGUCGUCGCCUACUUCCCGACCGGCUACGACCCCCUGGCCGCCGGCGGCGGCAGGAAGGGUAGAGAGGCCCCCCGCACGAGGCUGUUCCGCCACACGAAGCACCCAUCCCGCAUCGAGCUCGUGGUCGGCGCCGCCACUGGUGGCGGCGGAGGGCCGGACUUCGUCGGGCGGAGCUACGCCGGCGAGGCCGUGCUGCCGCAGCUCACUGGCUACGCGCUCGGUGUCCUCGACAAGGCCUCCGGCACCCUCAAGGUCGUCCCCAUCGCCGCCAACAAGAUUCUUAGGCUAGAUCCGCACCUUGAAGUGCAGAAACUGGCGCAUUCGCAGCACUCUGGGGCAGUAGGGGAGGCAGUAUCAUCAGCAGGAGAUGCUGACUUGAAGGUACAGGAUAUUACCAAGGCGUUUGGAACCCAGAAAGACAAGGCCAAGGAUAUUAAGUGGCAGUCAUUAAAUGAACAAAGGAAUGAUCCUUCUGCUUUUAUGGACCUUGACCUUGGGAAUGCUGAUACCAGUGUGGGUGCUAAUGAAAGUCAAGAACCAACUGUACGGAACAUUCCACCUUAUGAUCCUGCAGCAGAUACAUCAGAAAGGGCAUAUCUUUUUGAUGAGAUUAUUCCAAAGAGUAUAAGGCCGCACCUUGUGGAUAUUAUAGGACAUUUUGAGUCAGGAGAAAUUUCUUCAAAAGGCUAUGGGAGUUUUGUGUCAAAUCGUGUUAAUAAAUUACAGGAGCUUCAGGGUGAAGAUAAGGAGAGGCUUGCUUGGAUACUGUCCUACAUCACACAUCUCCUAUCCCUGCUGGCACGGAACAGCUCCAUGUCCAAGCGGCACAGAAAGGAAAACCAGGCUACCAGUGGACCAGUGAUCCCACAGUAUGUAUAUCGUAAGAUGGUGCUAAUGUUUACGGAACCAGGAUCUAGCGCCUUGUCAACAGAGAAACACGAGCUUCUGAUCAACUACAUUCUCGUACUCACGCUCUACGCUGAUGACUUCAGAUCCGACCCUAAGGAUAUAUGUGAAGACCUGAAAAUGACCCGCCAGAUGAUUAAACCAUAUUAUGACCAGCUGGGAUGCAAAUCUUCGUCGGCCGGUGCAUUUAAAUCCUCUGUAAUGACACUUCCAGCUCCCCUCAAGUUCCCAAAAGAAGCUACAAGGAGAAAGCGACGAAGGUUCUGAUCAUCUCAGAAGGAUCUUUAGCCUUAUCUGAAUGUGGGUGUGAUAGGAAAAGAUUGUUCGAAGUUGGGCCUGAGUUUAUGCAUGCUCAGCCCAGCCUUCCGAAUUACUGAAACAUGUGGAAUAUGGCUUUUGCCUUGUUUUUGUUUCCCCUUGUCACCUGGAGUUGCUGUCACAAAGGCAGAAUAUUGUUUAUGUAUUGAUGACAUUUUUUAACCCUUUUUUUUUCUCAUCUUGCCUACCAGAAUUUACAUUGAAGAUAUCUAGCUUUUGCCUUGCAUGAA